AUGGAAAAAAUUGAUAGUUUGGAAUGCAAGACUGUUAUCAGUGAGUUAACUCAAGGUAGGGAACUGGCAAACCAGCUUAAAAACCAACUUUAUCCGGCAAAUUCGCGCAAGGCCUGCGGGUUUUUAGUGGAGAAAAUACUUUCUUCGUAUGAAAAUGCUCUUUCAUUGCUAAAUUGUAUUGCUAUUUUGGAAGAAACUUCGCAAGUUUCUGCAGCCAUUUUGGAGUCACCUAAUUCCCUUGUUGGUACACCUACCAGUGAGGGCUCCAACCCUUGCUCUAAGGAGCAAAACCAAAGAGAUGUAUUCAAGAAAAGAAAGAUAUUGCCUAAAUGGAGUGAAGAAGUUCGUGUUUGCUCCGUGACUGGACAGGAAGGUCCUCCUGAUGAUGGAUAUAAUUGGAGAAAAUAUGGGCAGAAAGAUAUUUUAGGUGCUAGUUUUCCAAGGGCAUAUUACAGAUGCACUCAUCGCCAUACACGAGGAUGUUUGGCCACGAAACAUGUCCAGAAAUCAGACGAAGAUCCCUCAAUGUUUGAUGUCAACUAUAAAGGAAGGCACACUUGUAUUCAAGAAAGGCAAAAACAGAACAAAGAAGAUUAUAAGGUUAAGGAAGAAGACAGCAAUCAUAGAUCAGGCAUUAAACUUGAAACUCCAGCUUUGACUCCUAAGGAGGAAAUAGUUCCUUCCUUCUCCUUUCCUUCGACUCCAAUUAUAUCAGACAAUUUGGAAACUAAAUUCCUUUUAGAGCCUGCCGAGGAAAGUAAAUUCACAGAAAGUUGUACGUAUCCAUUUGUAUCCCCAGCAACAUCUGACUGUAACUAUUUAUCGGAAUCACUAUGCCAGAUGGACGACUUCUGGGUUGAUUGCAACUUGCAAAGCCCAGAAUCAGAUUUUACUAAUAUCGUUUCGAUUCCAACUUCAGUCACCAAUUCCCUGUUAAGAGAUUGGGAUUUCACAGCUGAUCCGGUGGAGUUGGAUCCUAGUUUCACCCUCGACUACUUUUGA
Messenger RNA from Fraxinus pennsylvanica, 1002 nucleotides. Lineage: Eukaryota; Viridiplantae; Streptophyta; Magnoliopsida; Lamiales; Oleaceae. The record is from the annotation of a GenBank genome assembly.